UUUCUUUUAAUUUAAAACCAUUACUCAAUAUUUAACAUUAAUUUAAUACUUUUUAAUUUGUAAUCUGAUAAUAAUAUUAAAUAAUGAACAAUUACCUAUUAUUCUUUUAAGAUUAUAAUUUUACGUAAUUGUUUUACACUUACUAGCAGACAAUUGGGUCGUAUUUAACACGAACGCCAAAGGUUUUAUUUCAGGGUUCGUAGGAGUAGGAGAUGCAGCCCACGCGAACAGACCGUAUGACACGAUUUUUUUUUUUUAGAACAUUUGGUGCUGUUUAAUACAUAAACAAUUGUAAUUUUACUUUUAUAUUCAUCCUUGAAUCCCAUUUCUGAAGAAUUAGAUUCGUCAUAGUUAUGUUAAGUGUACACUUUCAAAUAAUCACCUUUCCCUGUGCUUAAAAAUAUGUUUUACUGAAUGUUCUAUGAGUAACUGUAAUGUUCCGUUAUGUCCCCGAGGGUAGGGAUAAUGACCUUACAUGAUUAUGCUUUCGUUUGUGAUGGGUGGAGUGUGAAGUCAACAUUCCAAAGGCUUUCAAUAAGUAUUUAUAUUUGCUUAAUCAGCUUAAUAUGAAUUAUUAACAGUGAAGCUUCUUUCUAGAAUGGGCAGCUGAAAAGUUCACUAUGUUAGAGAUGACGCUUAGGAAAAGUAGUCUCUUCUGUUUGUUUUGUUCCGCGCUAAAAAUUUGACUACCGGUACGUUAAAGUAAUGUAGUUACGAUGGAAUCAGAUAAGCGUAUUAGUUGUACAUUACCUAACAAACAGAGAAGUCGUAUAAACAUUCAGUCGGGAAGGAAAGAAGCCGGAUCAUCAGUUGCUGAAUCCGCAUCUCUAACCAAAAUCGGUCAAGAAACGUCUGACGAAAGCACAGGCAACAGCAACCAGGUGAAUGAAACUGCAGCAAGCGAUGUCCCAAAGUGCAAGAUGUUACGCAAGAGAUUCAGGGUCAGCGUGGAGAUUGACAUGAUGUCCAUCACGUUAUUCCUCAUGGGACUGGCGACCAGAAUGUACAGGCUGGAGGAACCUAGAAGCAUCGUUUUCGAUGAGCUCCACUACGGGAAGUACGUUAGUCUUUACAUGAAAAGGACUUUUUUCUUUGAUUCACAUCCACCACUAGGGAAGCAGUUGAUUGCUCUUGUUGCAUAUUUGGCAAGUUUUGAUGGCCAGUUCAAGUUUGAUCGCAUCGGCAGCUCCUACCCGGACUCAGUUCCUCUGUUCGCACUGAGGUUCGUCCCGGCUCUGUGCGGGAGCGUGGUGAUCCCCGUGGCGUAUCACCUGAUGCUGGAGUUGGGGCUGUCCCAGUGGACCGCGGUGCUCGCCGGCUUCCUCCUGCUGUGUGACAAUGCCUUGCUCACACAGUCACGCUUCAUUCUCAUGGAAUCGAUGCUGCUCAUGUUCGCACUCUUUGGAUUGUUGUGCGUGAUGAAGUUUCGCCGUUAUCACGCACGGCCGUACUGCUUCCAGUGGUGGGGGUGGUUGAGUCUGGGGGCGGCGUCCCUGACGUGUGCUCUUUGCGUGAAGUACGUCGGGUUCUUCUCGUGCUGCCUUGGCCUGGCGCUGGUGGGGCAGGACUUCUGGCAGGUCCUGGGCAGCAGGCAGCUGUCGGACGGCGCGGUGCUGCGCGACUUCCUGGCCCGGGCGGCCGUGGUGGCGGCCGUGCCCGCCUCCAUCUACCUCGCCGUGUUCUACGUCCACCUGUCCGUCCUCGGCCGCGCCGGGCCUCACGACAGCAUCAUGACGAGCGCGUUCCAAGCCAGCCUCGAGGGCGGGCUGGCGUCCAUCACGCGUGGCCAGCCGCUGGAGGUGGCCCACGGCUCGCAGGUGACGCUGCGCCACACGCAUGGUCGCGCCUGCUGGCUGCACUCGCACGCCCACAUGUACCCCCUGCGCUACCCGGACAAGCGGGGCUCCUCCCAUCAGCAGCAGGUCACCUGCUACUCCUUCAAGGACGUCAACAACUGGUGGAUCGUGAAGCGGCCCCACCGGGACGACCUGGCCGUGUCGCUGCCCGUCGACGCCGUGCGGCACGGAGACGUGGUGCAGCUGGUGCACGGCCUCACCAGCCGCGCGCUCAACUCGCACGACGUCGCCGCACCCGUGUCCCCUCAGAACCAGGAAGUGAGCUGCUAUAUCGACUACAACGUGUCUAUGCCAGCUCAGAAUUUGUGGCGUGUGGAGAUAAUAAACAGGGACCAAGUUGGAGAUGUGUGGCACACAAUUGAGUCACUUGUCCACCUGGUGCACGUGAACUCGAGCCAGGCGCUGAGGUUCAGUGGCAGGCAGCUGCCCGACUGGGGCUUCAACCAGCACGAGGUGGUGACGGACCGCAUCGUCAACCAGGACGACACCGUGUGGAACGUGGAGGAGCACAGAUACACCAAGUCGGAGGACCAGAAGGACCGCGAGCGGGAGCUGGUGAACGCGGAGAUGAUCCCGCUGCGCGCCACCUCGCUCAGCUUCUGGGAGAAGUUGGCGGAGCUGCAGUACAAGAUGCUGUUCACCGGCCAGGAGAACGUCCAGAACCACAUGUACAGCAGCGAGCCGCUGGACUGGCCGCUGAUGGCCCGCGGCAUCGCCUACUGGGUCAGCCCGCACAGCAACGCGCAGGUGCACCUGCUGGGCAACGUGGUGGUGUGGUGGAGCGGAACGGCCGGCCUGGCGGUCUACAGCUGCCUGCUGGUGUUCUACCUGCUGCGGCGGAGACGCCAGUGCUACGACGUGUCUCCGGAACUGUGGCACAACUUCACACUAAUUGGAGAGGUGCUUCUGAGCGGAUAUCUGUUCCACUAUCUGCCGUACUUCUUCGUGGAACGCACCCUGUUCUUACACCACUAUCUGCUAGCUUUCACGUUUAAAGUGCUCCUUACGGCAGCAUUACUUGAGCACUUGCAUCAUGUCAUAAGCCUGAGGCUGAAGCGGCGGGCGUGGGGCCUGCUGUACAAGGCGCUGGUCGCCGCGUGGCUGGCGCUGGUCCUGGCCGUGUUCCGGCGGUUCACCGCGCUCAGCUACGGCACGACGCCUUUAACCGCCGCCGACGUCCUGCGCCUGCGCUGGAUGGAGUCCUGGGACUUCAUUGUGCAUCGCCAGUGAGAGCCAGCAUCGCCUGCGUCCGCUUCUACCCGUGUCCAGGAGUCGUUUCACUGUUUCGGGAACCACUAUCAUUUUUCAUGCAAAAUAUUUUUUGUGUUAAUCUUUUGUUUUACAUACUGUAAUGAAUGAAUGGACUUGAAUUAGAUAUUAAUUAUUUGUAUUUAAAUUUUACAAAACGGAAAGUUUUGAUAAAGGAGUACAUCGCUUUUUUUACAACCUUUUUUUACAUAUUAUAAAUUGCAGCUAAUCAUGUCUUUGUAUAUUAAUUAAUUAUUUGUGUCAGUGAAAAGUAAAAAAAAAAGAUAAGAAGUCUAUUGACUUUUUCAAUACCUCAGGACUAGGCUAAAUAGAUACAGUUUUAACAGGAACAGAUUAUUCUAAUACAGUGAAAGCUCUUUAAUCCAGGAUGUUUGGGUUCCUGGCCAUGCUGUGUUAUUGAAAGUCAAAAGUUAUAAAAAUUAUUGCAGUAUGAGGUUAUUUAAAAUAGGUCUUAAUAAGCUGAUUUAUGGCAAGGAAGAUAAACAAUGAAAAAAGUAAAAAAAAAAAAAAAAAAAAUAGGUGCAUGUGUAUUUAUGUAAGGGGCAAUACAUGCUCAUGGUGCACAUAUGUAAAUGUUUAAGGGUGUAAUUAAUAGGCUAACACUAAGUUCUGGGAUUGCAAAAAUAGAAAAUAAAGUAGGUUUUCUAUUUAUAUUUUUUUCAGACCAAUGUGGUAUUAAUCUUAGCACUGGCACAAAUAUUUUACAUUGACACUCAUGUAUGUCAGAUGGUUUUUCUGAUGUCCAGAGUUGAGUUAAAAUGUGUACUAUAAAUCACUCAUAAUUUCUAAUUUUACUUUUUGAAGAAAAUUAAGGUUUUCCUCUCAAUGAUUGCCAUAAAUAUUUUAAGGUCCUAACAGUGGCAUGGUGUAUUGAAGCGGUAGUGAUGCUACACUGCACUGUCUCAUGCUCAUGCACACGCUAAGGCGUCAGACAAGAACAGUACAAGGCGAUGUGGUAACGUGAAACAUGGCUGCUUCUACGGAGCACACAGACAACUGUGCAUGCAGUACUCGUAAUUAUAUAUUAUUUUUGCUAGUGCAACAAUUAUGCGAUAAAACAUUGUGUUGUUAGAGUUGCAUCAUAAUCAUCCACCUUGAAGAUAUUCAUUUCAUACUGACAAUGUAACAUGCUCAUUCAUUUAUAAACUGCAACACUCAAUGAUUAUACAAUGAAAUAGUACCAUUUCAUAAUGUGGCUGAGACAAAAACCCAAAGAAUUUUGUGCACCUGGUUUUGGGACACUGAUAUAACAAUGGAAUAACAUAAAUAAUGAUGCAGACUAUAUUGAGAAAUAAUAAUAGCUUUGAAGUAUCUUUCUGUUGUGACUUAAUGAGUUUCCAUUGUAGGUGAUCUCUACCACUGUGAUGUACCACACCAGUAUGAAGACCUUUUAAUCAUUCUUAUAAUCAUAUGUGUGUUUUGUUUUUGUACAAACUUACAUUUUGGUGAUGAUGGCAAGCCUGUGAGCUCAUGUAGGCUAUGAUUUAAUAAAUAUGGAAGUAGAUAAGUUACUCAAACUGACAUGGGAAUCAGUCUUGCCAGGUAGAUGGGUUUGUUUUCACGGUUGAAGCACAAAUUGUAAGUCCGAGUAGGUAUGCAAGAAAACAAGAUCUAAUUACAUUGUAGUUGAGUAAGAUUAUAGGAAUAAAAUUGAAUCUCUGAAGAGCUUUUGAAGGCUCCUUUGUCAGAAAGUCUAAUAAGCAUUAUAGAAGGUUGUUACUGUAAUUUAUUUCAUUAUUAUUAGUGAUGGCAUGAUGGGUAAAAUUUAAUUCAAAAAAUUAAAAAUUGAAUAUUGUUCUAUAAAAGUGUAAAAUUAAUUCCUUACAAAAUAUCAUUACUCAUGUAGACUUUUUCUAAAUAAUGCUGUCACAUCCUGCACUGUUAGCUCAUUUUGUCCAGAUAACUUGUUUUUCUCCAUACUACUAGUGGUUGUUUUCUCAUUCCAACACAUUUGCCCUUCUUAGUAAUCCAUUUGUCUUUGUAACAUUUAUAAACUCCCGUACGAACAAUUCAGAGCAACACUUAAAUUUCCUUAUAUUUUACUAGAGUUAUUUGAUCCAGCAAUCAAACUUUGAUUAACUUAUCUAAAUGCCAAUACACAAAUAUUGACAGUUCAUCAGUUAUUCUUACCUAAAUUCUGAAUCAGGGGUUUACAAAUAUUUGUGAGAUUAAGAUUGAUGAGACAACAUUUCAUGUGUCAUAUGACAUCUGAGGAAGUCAAGUUAUUUCCUAAUAUAGCUUUAAAAUAAAGUAAAUAAGUUUACACAGGUUUUAGUACCAAAUUCUCUAUUUUCACACUAUGUUGCACCUUACUACAUAUCAAAAGAAUGAAAAACCUAAUGUGUGGCAAGUUAGUCUACAUGAAAAUAUUGUGUUUCCACACGUCACUUGAGAUCGUAACAUUUGUAAUGUGAAAUAAAUUUCUAAUUUCCCAGACCAUAGUAGUUUUAAAGAACUUCAGCCACAUGUGAAAGACUUAAACCAAAUUUAUAAAAAUUGUAAAUAACUACUAAAUAAAAUAGGGUGACCACUCUUGGCAGUAUCUAAUUUUAGGUUUUUCAAAGUUUUCUCAUUAAAUGUUCAUUGUCAAAUUUUACAUUGAAAUAAAUUAUAAUUUUGUAUAUUGAAGUUUACAAGAUUGUACAUUUAUAGUCAAAUUAAAUAAAGCAUGAACACAUUAAAAGAAUAAAAAAAAUUUCCCCAUGAAGAGAUUUAACAAAUAAUUGUAACUAUUAAAAAUCAUAAUUUUUUUUGUCCAUAUGCCUUCAUCGAGGGCAUUUACUAAAGACCAGUUUUGUUAUUUCAUAAAAUAUACUAGUUUUCAAAUUUGUAAUACAGUAUUUCAGUUCCUUAGUUAUUGCAUGAGUAUGAUAUGUUCCAGUGCUGUUAAACCAAACCUAAACCAUUCCACCAUUAUUUAAAAUUACCAUGAUAAAUAAAAAUUAUAUAAUCUUACCACAAAUUUUCAAAACCCCCCCCCCCCCCCCCCCA
This is a messenger RNA of Bacillus rossius redtenbacheri, 6116 nucleotides long. RefSeq names its product protein O-mannosyltransferase 1 (gene rt). Gene Ontology annotation, biological process: protein O-linked glycosylation via mannose. Gene Ontology annotation, molecular function: dolichyl-phosphate-mannose-protein mannosyltransferase activity. The record is from RefSeq and is a predicted model, not a curated record. Gene Ontology annotation, cellular component: endoplasmic reticulum; membrane. Lineage: Eukaryota; Metazoa; Arthropoda; Insecta; Phasmatodea; Bacillidae. The transcript has 13 exons. The coding region runs from base 717 to 3086 and encodes 789 amino acids.